AAGUUGUCGCCAAGUCGGUUCGAGUGCAUCCCAUCACCUGGUACAGGAGACCAAGCAUGCGUUUUGAGCUUCUGGGCUGCACAGUGCAUUGCCAGUCUCAGCUUGGGAUGGAAGAUGGGACAAUCCCUGACUCUGCAAUCAAUGCAUCAACAAUUCUGUUAACUCAGGGCUUCUGGCCUUAUAGUGUCAGGCUUUUGCCUGUAGGCACGCGGCCGUUUGCUAUUCAGUGGUUCGGACAAUUGGAGCCAGAGAUAUGGAUUCAGGUGGAUUUGGGCGAGAGGACGCGAGUUUCUGGUAUCAUCAUACAGAAGCCGUACUAUUGGCACGGCUGCAUAACCAGUUUCCACCUGGAGUAUGCCAUAUCGGAUGACGUGACAAAAUGGAUACCAAUCCUGAACAGUGACAGGACUGAGGUGUUCCAGGUUAAAGCGUAUUUUACUCAGCAUCAGAGAGAGAGGCACAUCAGCUACUUUUACAGCAGUGUUUUGGCUCGAUUCAUCCGGUUAAACGAAGGCUUGGAUAACUCUCCGUGGCAUUGCUUCCUGAUGAGAUUUGAUUUCAUCGGCUGUCGGAAUCAUCCGAGAAUGACCAGGACUUGUCAGACAUUAUUCUCUGACGGCUACGUACUGGAUGACACUUAUCAAAUCGACAUGGAUGGUAUCGACCAAGGUCAACCACCAUUCCAGGUCACAUGCAGUAUGUCAGAUGGUGCUACCAUAAUUCACCAUGAUGCCGAAGACACUUUCAAAAUUUCAGGAUCACCCAACCAACUUACAACGAUUGACAUUACGUACGUCAUCGACAUGCAGCAGAUCAUCAGUGUGAUUGAUAAUGCCUCGACGUGUGAACAAAUGGUCAAAGUCAAGUGUGGAGAAGCCGACCCAAGUACGCUCUCGCAGCAUCCGGCACUCCAGCCAGUCAAGUGGGGUUCCCGCAGCGGGGAGUUGAUGCAGAAUUGGGGAGGGCCCACUGGUCACAUUGGCUGCACCUGUGGUUUGAAACAAAAUUGUAACACUGAUGGAGAGCUGUGCAACUGUGGCGUGGGGCUCAACCGAUCUAGCUGGGCGUACGACGAGGGGAUACUGACUGACAAAGAUACCCUGCCAGUCACGCUGAUCCAAGCCUUUACCUCCCAGGACGUGUACGUCACUGUUGGGGCCCUGAAAUGCAAAUGGCCGCACUACAAAGUACGUUAUUAA
Molecule: messenger RNA, 1199 nt
Organism: Patiria miniata (bat star)
Lineage: Eukaryota; Metazoa; Echinodermata; Asteroidea; Valvatida; Asterinidae
Product: contactin-associated protein-like 4
Exons: 7
Coding region: 57-1199 (380 amino acids)
Source: RefSeq, a predicted model, not a curated record